AUGCGUCAGAAGAGCAUGACGCUCGAUGCCUACACAUUUCAGUUCAUGUUCAAGUCCUGCAGCCUUGCAGGCUCAACCUUGGAAGGGAAAAUGGUGCAUGCUCUGCUUGUCAAGCAUUUUCUUGAUUGCGACAUGUUUGUAGUGAAUUCUUUGGUGUAUAUGUAUGUACAACUUGACUGCAUUGACGAUGCCGUGAUAGUGUUUAGAUCGAUCGACAUGAAAGAUGUUGUAUCCUGGACGACGAUAAUCGGUUUGAUAGCCGACCAUGCUAAAGAUGGGAGCGCUUCAAAGGCCGUUGGGGUGUUCAAAGAGUUGAUGUUUGAGAAUGUCGAACCAGAUACCAUUGCAAUGGUUGCAGUCCUAUCGGCAUGCACACACUUGCAGGAUCUAAAAUUGGGCAAAUGGCUUCAUCAGAUUGUCAUCGACAAGAGAAUUGGUGUGAGCAGCAAUCUUGCUAUUGCACUAAUCAAUAUGUAUGCAAAAGGUGGAAGCAUCAAGUCCGCUCGUUAG
Messenger RNA from Zingiber officinale, 510 nucleotides. RefSeq names its product pentatricopeptide repeat-containing protein At2g29760, chloroplastic-like. Gene Ontology annotation, biological process: RNA modification. Gene Ontology annotation, cellular component: intracellular membrane-bounded organelle. NCBI's taxonomy places the organism in Eukaryota, Viridiplantae, Streptophyta, Magnoliopsida, Zingiberales, Zingiberaceae. Gene Ontology annotation, molecular function: protein binding; RNA binding. The coding region runs from base 1 to 510 and encodes 169 amino acids. The transcript has 2 exons. The record is from RefSeq and is a predicted model, not a curated record.